AUGUCAUCGUCUACAAGAGCUAAUGCUACCAGACCAAAUAAUGCAAGGAAGCGUGUUCCCAAAGCUUGUGUAAGGUGUCGAGAUCAGAAGAUUAGAUGUUCUGGAUCGCAGCCAUGUCAGCAGUGUGAUAAGAGGGGGUCAGUGUGUCAAUUCGAUGAUGAAUCACGUAAAGUUGUCGUUUCGAGAGGGUAUAUCAACCGUCUCCAAGAGAGGUUGGCGGCCUUGGAGAGCAAGUCAGAAGAACGCUCCCUCAUUGAAGCUACGACUGGCCGGUCGAGGAGCACCGAUCUGAGCGGUCGUAUACCACUUUCCACCGAGAACAACGAGAUCCCAGAACAAGCAAUCAAGACUUCAGCGUCAAUAUCACCAUACGGAACCGGUGAGGCACAAGAUCAACGACAGCUCAAUGGUGAAGGCAAAGCUCCCCUCACGAAUCCUUUAGCCUUCCACACUUAUGACUUUGUUCCAAGCGUCACAGGGCACAUCCGUAAGUCCAUACUCACUUGCCCAAAGAGCCGGUAUCUCGAAUUGAGUAUUGACUUAUCGUCAGUUUUCAUGGGAACAUCAUCAAAUUGGUCCUUCAACAAGCGAGUCUUGACCAUGACACACGAACGUGUCAAGGGCCGUCCAUUAUCAAUGCACAACUUGCACUUCGCCGGCACUGAGGGAAAGGUCUUUGAUCUGAAAUGGGACGGGACUAGAAAGUUUACAUCGCAGGAUGUUCCCGACACAUCUGCGCUGCCAACUAAAGACUUUGCUUUAUAUCUCAUCAACUCGGUCAAGUUCCACUGCGGUUGGCUUUACAGCCUAUUCGACGAGGACAUCUUCAUGGAACGCUUCCGUCGGUUCCAUGAGAACCCUACGGAAUAUGCGCGUGCAGAACCUUUGUGGUUCGUUCACUACCUUCUUGUCCUGGCUUUUGGGAAGGCCUUCGUGGUUCAGUCAACCAAGUCAAGACGACCUCCUGGUGGUGACUUCUUCAUACAAGCCAUGAAGCUCAUGCCCGACUUCAACUUCUUUGAUUGUGAUAUAAUAGAGGAGAUGCAGGUUCUUUGCUGCGCUGCUCUAUAUCUUCAAUCUGUGGAUCACAUACAACAGGCAUAUCGUCUGGUUUGCUCCGCACUUCGUCAUGGUCUAGAACACGGUAUACACACUGAGAUGCAAUCUGAUUCUCUUGACGCAGCUUACGUACAGAGAAGCCGACACAUGUUCUGGACACUCUAUAUCCUCGAACGCCAGCUGAUUUCGCUUCUGGGACUUCCGUUGAGUAUAGCCGACGAGACGAUAAGCGCACGCUUUCCCGACUUUCCAGGCCAGCCGCAAAAGUUAGAGGCACUGAAUAUACAUGUUGACUUCUGCAGGGUUCUUGCAAAGAUAAAUCAGACUGUUUAUGGCCUUGAAGGAAAGCUCGACAGUCGAUACCUCGGUGCUACCCAGUCCGUUCUCAAGAGUAUCGCUACCGUGACAGAAAGAUUGAACAAGUCUUUUGAGAUUCAGGCAAGUGAGGGGAUGGCUGGAAUAUCACGAAUAUCAGCACAUCUCCAUUUGAUGCAACACCAAUGCAUCAUUCUCACUACAAGGCCACUUCUAUACACGUUCCUGCUUUCCAGGCUUGGUCACUUGGAGGUAGCUUUGAUGCAUUGGCUACAAUCAGAGAGUGUGAAAGGGCUAGUCCAAAUGUGCACCGAGUCUGCUCAGCAGAUUUUGAGGAUCCUCUCCAGUCUUUCUGAGCAAGGGCUCUUAGAAACAUUCCUGAGAUUCGAUCAGGACGCCGCUUUUACCGCUACAAUUGCACUGCUCAUGGCCGCUGCGAUUGACUCAUCGCUACUACCAGACCACACUCCCUGGACGCAACGCGCCUACGGUCUCUUCGACGAGAUGAACUCGAGAGGCAAUCUCGUAGCUAACAUGGUUGCAGCUGAACUGAAGCAGCUGGAAGACUUACUCAAAGGCUUCCUCGCCAGCAAUGACUCGAGACCUGUGGUUGCGACACAGGGUCCAAACACGCCUCGGCAGGGCUUUAUGAAUGACAUAGACAGUGACACAGGCUCUGUCACCGAUUAUGCCGAGCCGUUUAGUAUCGAGCCGGAUGAUGACUUUGGAUUAGGGCUAAACUAUGAACUUAGUGCGGAACAGCUGUUGAACAUUGCUAAUUCGCUGGAUAUCGAUAGCUUAACAUGGCCGUGGCCGGAGGAUCCUAUGGCUGAAGAUGUGGACGAUGUAUGA
Molecule: messenger RNA, 2226 nt
Organism: Fusarium proliferatum ET1
Lineage: Eukaryota; Fungi; Ascomycota; Sordariomycetes; Hypocreales; Nectriaceae
Exons: 8
Coding region: 1-2226 (741 amino acids)
Biological process (GO): DNA-templated transcription; positive regulation of transcription by RNA polymerase II
Cellular component (GO): nucleus
Molecular function (GO): DNA-binding transcription factor activity, RNA polymerase II-specific; zinc ion binding; sequence-specific DNA binding
Source: RefSeq, a predicted model, not a curated record